Neopelma chrysocephalum (saffron-crested tyrant-manakin) is the source of this 237-nucleotide messenger RNA. RefSeq names its product zinc finger protein neuro-d4-like. Lineage: Eukaryota; Metazoa; Chordata; Aves; Passeriformes; Pipridae. The annotation marks the transcript as partial. The record is from RefSeq and is a predicted model, not a curated record. The transcript has 2 exons.
CCCCGGUGCCCCCCAGGUCUGUCCCCGGGGCAGUUGUACUCGUACCCUGCCCGGUGCUGGCGCAAGAAGCGGCGCCUCAACAUCCUGGAGGCCCCGAGGCUGCGGCCCUACUGCGAGGCCCCGCUGCGCAAGGAGGGCGGGGGGUCCCUGCCCGAGGGGCCGGUGCUGGAGGCGCUGCUGUGCGGGGACACCCCCGACAGGAGGGACAAGGACGAGGAGCCACCGACAGAGGGCACG